Microthlaspi erraticum is the source of this 1230-nucleotide messenger RNA. Lineage: Eukaryota; Viridiplantae; Streptophyta; Magnoliopsida; Brassicales; Brassicaceae. The record is from the annotation of a GenBank genome assembly.
AUGUUAGAGGCGAUUCAAGAGGCCAUAUGGGUGGAGAUACUUGCGAGAUUACCGUUGAGAAGCAUAGCAAGAUUCAAGUCAGUGUGCAAGAACUGGAAAUCGGUGAUAGAAUCUUCCUAUUUCCGCCGUCUCUUCAUCUCUCUCCACCGGAACUCAUCUUCCUCCUGGUCGCUCAUGUUCGAAAGCAGCUUGCCCCAUCCCAUCACAGAAGCGAUAGGCUUCCACGGAUGCAAGAAAUGGGAUCUCCCAAAACCCCCAUCUUCUUACAUCAUGCCUCUUCAACGGUAUCCGAAUCUCCCAGCCUCGAAAUUCCGCUAUGUAGCUUCCUCCAAUGGAUUGGUUUUGAUCGAGGCCAUCCCUGACCACUCUGCUAAUAAAUCCUUUGUGGGUAAUCCAGUUCUACAGCAAUGGGUUGAAAUCCCUCCGCUUUCAACUUCAACUUCACAACCAGUCUGCCCCGUUUGUUUGUUCAGAACCUCUGGUUUAGUAACACGUGUGGAGGAAGACGGCCUUGUUUCAAGCUUCAAAGUGCUCACGACGUGUGAAAUGUUUCGACCUAGAGAGAAGAGAGUCUAUGUAUACUCGUCUGAGACAGGGCUAUGGACUUUCAAGCGGCUUGUUCUUAACAAGGCUGGUUUUUCCCCUACUGAGAAUCACAGCGGGGUGCAUUACACGUGGGAAUCAGAUUCGGAUGAUUUUGGACAGCUAGAGUUUGUAGCUCAUGACUUUUAUGGCCCUGAAGAUGAUGAUCAAUGGCGGGUUUUAACUCUUCCUCCUCUCCCUUCCAACAGACGCCCUAGGAGAUGCUUGACUGCUUCACGAGGAGGUGUUGUCUGCAUGGAAGUACUAGAUCGAGUAUUGAAGGUUUGGAAGCUGAAAGAUAGCAGCAACUCUGAUGGGGAAUGUUGGCACUUGUCAAGGGAAGCAAUCAACAUGGCUUCUGUCGGGUUUGAUGUCGAUUGUUCCCCCUUGGGAGCGAAUCCGUUUGAUUCUGACAUGGUCUAUCUAUGGAGUCUGCAACAUGGUUGUUUGGUAUCCGGUAACUUGCAGAAGCAAGAGUUUGCUGUCUGUCAAGAAUCAGAUAUUUCGAGUAGCAGUGCAGGUUCUUGGGUCGUGAACACGCUGGAUUCUAAGGGGUGUAUGGAAAGUUUUAAAGAAACUUCGGUCCUCAUGUUAUCCCAGUUUGUGCUUCUACAGUGGAUGGGUCCGGUGCCUCGUCCACCAAAUUGA